UUAUGCAACACUCGUGCACGAGAUUUCACAACACUUGGCCGUAAUUUUCACAAACAAAGAUUUGUUUUAUUUUAUCAGAACGCAAUUAAACGAAAUUAACUAAACCUCUGGACCAAUGGGAGCUGUUUUGGGCCUCUGUUCGGCCGCCCAGUGCGCCCUCUGCUGCGGCGGCACUGCGGCCAGCAUGUGCUGCUCGGCCUGUCCCAGCUGCACCAAUGCCUCCUCGUCGCGCUUCAUGUACGCCUUCAUCCUGCUGGUGGGCACCGUUCUGGGUGCCAUCGCAUUGUCUCCCGGCCUGCAGGACACCCUGAAGAAGCUGCCCUUCUGCAUCAACUCCACGUCUACGUACAGCUCCAAGGCCAUUGACACCUUCUCGGGUGGCUCCCUGCAGGUGGACUGCGAGUACGCCCUGGGCUACAUGGCCGUCUAUCGGGUGUGCUUCGGGAUGGCUUGCUUCUUCGCGCUAAUGGCUUUGAUUAUGCUGGGAGUGAAGAGCUCCCGAGAUCCGCGCUCGCACAUCCAGAACAACUUUUGGCCGCUGAAAUUUCUGAUUUGCUUUGGAGCCGCCAUCGGGGCCAUCUUCAUACCGGACGGCUCCUUCGGGCCGGCCAUGAUGUGGGUGGGCCUCAUAGGCGGCCUGGCCUUCAUACUUGUGCAGCUGGUCAUCAUUGUGGAUUUCGCACACAGCUUGGCAGAGUCGUGGAUCGAGGGCGCCGAGAACAGUCGUGGCUACUACUAUGCCCUGGCUGGGGUCACCCUUCUAGGCUAUAUCUUAUCUUUGACGGGCAUUACCCUGCUGUAUAUCUACUUUACGACUUCCACUGGCUGCGGCAUCAACAAGUUCUUCAUUUCGAUAAAUCUAAUCUUCUGCCUGGCCAUCAGCGUCAUCUCCGUGCUGCCGGCUGUGCAGGAGCGUCUUCCCCACUCGGGCCUGCUGCAGAGCUCCCUCGUGACCCUCUACACCGUUUACUUGACUUGGUCCGCGGUGGCCAACAAUCCGGAGAAGGCCUGCAAUCCGGGCAUGUUUGGCUUGAUGGAGGGAUUCGGCAAUGGCACCACCACCACAAUUGCACCGCCACCCAAUCCGUCGCACAACUCCAAGGUGACCUUUGACACGACCAACAUCAUUGGCCUGGUUGUCUGGCUGCUGUGCAUCCUCUACAACUGCAUCAGUUCGGCCGUGGAGGUGUCCAAGAUUACUCACGACAACAGCGAGAAGCGUGUUUUAACAGAAGCUCUAUCAGACACAGAGGCAGCCACCGAUGCCGACGGCAAGCCCAGCACCGACAACGAGGUCGAAGGCGUCACCUACUCCUGGUCCAUGUUCCACAUUGUCUUUGUCUGUGCCUCCCUCUACGUAAUGAUGACCCUAACCAAUUGGUACAAACCCAACUCUGACAUUGAACUCUUUAAUGGCAACGAAGCUUCCAUGUGGGUCAAGAUCAUCUCCAGCUGGCUGGGCGUCUUCAUCUACGGCUGGAGCCUGGCCGCACCCAUAAUACUCUCCAAUCGUGACUUUAGCUAAACAUUUGUAGUAUUAUUAUCUAUAAUUAUUAUACAAACAAUAUAAAUAUGUCUAGGCGUGGUGCUUAACGAGCAAAGUUCGAGAAUGGCGGAAGAGAGUGAACAAUGGAGAUGAAUCUUUGCAUUAUUUGGACUCUUAGUGUGCCGUUUUACUCAAUCAAAUUAUUCUCUCAACUUGCAA
Molecule: messenger RNA, 1705 nt
Organism: Drosophila subobscura
Lineage: Eukaryota; Metazoa; Arthropoda; Insecta; Diptera; Drosophilidae
Gene: TMS1
Product: serine incorporator 1
Exons: 6
Coding region: 116-1525 (469 amino acids)
Cellular component (GO): membrane
Source: RefSeq, a predicted model, not a curated record